Symsagittifera roscoffensis is the source of this 1629-nucleotide messenger RNA. RefSeq names its product homeobox protein unc-4-like. Gene Ontology annotation, molecular function: DNA-binding transcription factor activity, RNA polymerase II-specific; sequence-specific double-stranded DNA binding. The transcript is spliced from 4 exons. Gene Ontology annotation, cellular component: nucleus. The record is from RefSeq and is a predicted model, not a curated record. Bases 192 to 1529 code for a protein of 445 amino acids. Gene Ontology annotation, biological process: regulation of transcription by RNA polymerase II. NCBI's taxonomy places the organism in Eukaryota, Metazoa, Xenacoelomorpha, Acoela, Convolutidae.
UAGCUUCCUGAAAAGGCGCUAACAAUUGUUUCCUGAAAAGUCCAAUUUUUUGCAAACUUCUGGAAAAAUCUCAAAAUUUCUUGAAAAUAUAUCAGAUUUUGAAAUAACCCAAAUAUCGGUUCAUAAUUAACAAAUUGAUUUAAGAAAACUCCAUCAAUUUGUAAAAUUGAGAAAAAAACAGUUGCUUUAAAAUGUUAAGCAGUCAGCUUAACUUGACAAACUCGUUGCAGCAAACUCUGCAACGAACCCACUUCGGCAUAAACGAGCUUCUAGGCUUAGACAAUUCGGCUACUCAGAACCUCCUAGUCCAACAACAGCAACGAGUAGCCCACCAAUUGGGCUCCGUGAACAACUACACCCAGUCGUGCCAUCAACCGACGAGCCAAUCUGCCGAACAGCAGCUGUUCGACUCGUUCAACUCGCAGACGUUCGCCAACUCGGGCGGGUACCUCUCGGCAGCCAAUAGGAUUCCCCAGAAUGCUUCGCAGUACUUCUCGGGUGGGUUGUAUGGAAAAGCAACCCCGUUCCAGAUCUUCUCAUCAGGCGCUGCACACCAACCAUUUCCAUCUCUCUCCAGCAGUCUUUCCGACUCCCCCACCCACCCUAUUAAUCUGUUCGCCCCACCCACUCUACCGCCCCUCCCCCCUCACAACAACAACCCUACCAGUCUCAAUUCAGCCACAGCCCCCCUCAACAACUCAUCAACCCCCUCAUCUUCCAACAACGGAAACGUAAACAUCAACAAUAUUCAGACUAGCAAUGCCCAAAACCAGCUCACUAGUUUAGCCCAGGUCAACAAAGACGCCCUUCAGCACGUGAUAUCUUCAUCCAAUGCAGCAGCAGCCGCGGGCGGAAUGACCUUUGAGUCUCUAGUGAUGGGGGGAGGGGUGAACUCAAAUGGGGGUGGAUGUUACCCCAGUGCGAGUUCCCUCCUGGCUGGUAGUAUGAUGGGGGGUCAGGGAAUGAAUGGAGGGGGACCCCUGUCUCUGCUGGGCAAGAAGAAAAAGAAGCGAAGGCGACACAGGACCAUCUUCACUUCGUACCAGAUAGAGGAGCUGGAAAAAGCAUUCGGAGAUGCACACUACCCGGAUGUGUAUGCCAGAGAGAUGCUCUCCCUCAAGACAGACCUCCCGGAGGACAGAAUACAGGUGUGGUUCCAAAACCGACGAGCCAAAUGGCGAAAGAAGGAAAAGACAUGGGGGCGUGCCAGCAUCAUGGCCGAGUAUGGCCUCUAUGGCGCCAUGGUCCGACACUCCCUGCCCCUCCCAGAGGCCAUACUGGACAGUGCCGGGAAACUGGACCAAGAAGACGUCAAGAACUCCGUCGCCCCGUGGCUCCUCGGAAUGCACCGGAAAAGUCUGGAAGCACAGGAAGCUCUGAAAACCGAAGACGAUAACGAAGAUGUCGACGACGAGGACUCGGAAAACGAGUCAACGAAAAGCUCACCCGACGAAGAAAUUGAGAAGUUGCACGACAAAUUGAAACUAGCCAAUCAGAAUCAAGCACGAGCUAUGACUGCUCAGAUUUAAAAAAAAAAUAAAUAAAACUGUACAGAAAGAAAAGUUGAUCAUUUUUAUCAGUUUAUAAGUUUGACAAAACUGUUAUUACAAAAUUUUAUAAAUUUGAUCC